Paraphaeosphaeria sporulosa is the source of this 1792-nucleotide messenger RNA. Its product is annotated as WD40 repeat-like protein. Lineage: Eukaryota; Fungi; Ascomycota; Dothideomycetes; Pleosporales; Didymosphaeriaceae. Gene Ontology annotation, molecular function: protein binding. Bases 31 to 1698 code for a protein of 555 amino acids. Gene Ontology annotation, biological process: rRNA processing; DNA-templated DNA replication. Gene Ontology annotation, cellular component: nuclear pre-replicative complex. The record is from RefSeq and is a predicted model, not a curated record. The transcript is spliced from 2 exons.
ACACCCCCACGCGACGCCGUUUCCGCCAAAAUGCUCACCGAGCAAUUCAUCGCGUCGAUUUCUGCCCAGACGAAAGCAAACACGGGCGUGACCAAGGACGCGGGUAUUUUUGUGCACGAGUUCCAGCCGCUGGCCGCUCAGCGCCACGUCUUCAAGAAGAGCGCAUCGGCGCAGAACGGGCUUGCCGUGAGCAGCUCGCAUGUCUUUGCGGCGCAGGAUGGAAAGGCCGUCGUCCAUGUGUACAGCCGGGACAAGGGCAACCAGGAGGCGGUGAUCCCGUUUCCAGAGCGCAUACGCAGCAUUGCGCUCGCGGCCAAAGACUCGGUGCUGCUGCUGGGCACCGAGAGUGGCAGAGUGUUGGCUUGGGAGAUGUGCUCCGGACGCCUGGUGUCGACGUCCACCUCACAUCUCCAGCCCGUCACCGCCCUGGCCGUCGACCCCACCUCUAGCUUCUUCCUGUCCGGCUCGCCAGAUGCCAUGAUUCACGUCUGGGCCCUUCCAGCCAUCCUUUCCUUCUCGCCCGACACAUCGCGCUCGCCUGUGCAUACUCUUUCCACCCAUCGCGGCCCGAUUUCGUCCAUCGUCUGCGGCCACAGCGCUACCAGUGCCAACAUCGCCAUAUCCACGUCCGAGGACAAGUCGGCUAUAGUAUGGGACUACCAGAAUGGACAGUUGUUGCGAACGUACUUGCUCCCCGAGCUACCUCAGGCUCUGACCCUCGAUCCCGCCGACCGUGCUUUUUUCCUAGCAUACGGAGAUGGCAGUCUGCAGACGGUCGACUUCUACGACGAUAUGCAGAAAACUGCUUCAACCGACACACUCCGAGAUGCAGCCUCGUCUCACCGUCCCAUACAACCUUCGCCUAAGACAAGGUUCAAUGCUGAAUCACAGAAACUGGGCGCGGCUUUAUCUUUGAGUUUAAGCUGGGAUGGGCAGACACUAAUCUCAGGACACGCAACUGGAAAGAUUGCUGUGUGGGAUACUGCGAAGGGCAACUAUGUAUCGACCGUGACAAAUCUGCCUGGGCCUGUGACGAACCUGGAGUUUCUUGAACCAAUCGGGUUCCCCGCUGCUUCAGAGCCAACGUUCAAGAUGCAGACUGUGGUAAAGCCCAAGCAAGACAGCGGAGUAUCUAGCGGCAACGCCCUUGUCCCGCCAAACUACACAUUGACUAUGCAACUCAACGGCCAGCUACGAAGGCCAGCUAUAUCCGCAACGGAAGCAGUGACCAAGAGGAGCGCUUUUGAGGAAGCUCUGGUACAUCCUAGCUUUCCACAGGCUAUGCUUGACGCCAGUCUCGCUGAGCUUGCGACAUGGAAUGCUCCAUCGACGUCAGGAGCAGGAAUAGCUCCCGCUGCCGACUUCCUUUCCUUGGAGGAUACCGCCGGGACCGGAGACAUGCAGGGUAUGUCGAACACAAAUGAGGUCCAAGAAUUAAAGAAGCAGCUUGCCAGUCUCCAGCGUGUACAGAAACUCACUUUCAAACAGCUAUCGGAGUUGCGAGAGGAAAAAGAAUACCUACUCAGCGAGGAACGGAAGCGCUCGCAGAGUGCGCAGAGCAAAGCCAAGGCGAAGAACAAUCUCGCGGACGGAAGCACCAGCGACGUGGAAAUGAGCAACAACACCUCAGGCGAGUCAGAAUCUUCGGAUGACGACUCCUCUUCCGAUGGCGAAUCUGAAGCCGCUCCUUCGGAAUGAGGUGGUCCCGGCAAAGGGUCAAGCGUACUGUUCCUGCGGCUUGGUACGAGUCUGCCCACCCCCAGACAAGUCCCUGGUAGAUCGUCCGUGCUCC